Molecule: messenger RNA, 1749 nt
Organism: Malus domestica (apple)
Lineage: Eukaryota; Viridiplantae; Streptophyta; Magnoliopsida; Rosales; Rosaceae
Source: RefSeq, a predicted model, not a curated record
UCAACCGCCACUCCGCCAACCAACAAAUCGACACGAUCAUGAUGCGGCAGAGUUCACCGUCUCCCUCCAUCGUCCCCAAACGAAAAGAAAGCAAAAAUGUACGGCAGUUCACUGAAUCUCUUGGACAGCAAAUGGUUCUCUACGGCGGCGAGCAUAUGGAUACAGUGCACCAGCGGCUCCCUCUACACCUUCUCCGUCUACUCUCAGGCCAUCAAGACAACGCAGGGCUACGACCAGUCAACGCUCGACACCGUCUCUGUCUUCAAGGACUUCGGAGCCAACUGUGGCGUCCUCUCUGGCCUCCUCUACUCGUACUCCGCCAGGUGGCGAAAGCUCUGGUUGGUCCUCCUGGCCGGGGCGGCCCAGUGCUUUUUGGGUUAUUUUCUAAUGUGGGCCGCCGUAGCCGGCGUUAUUCCCCGGCCUUCGGUGCCUGUGAUGUGUCUGUUCAUGUUCGUGGCGGCUCAUGCGGUGUCGUUCUUUAAUACCUCUAAUGUGGUCACUGGCGUCAGGAAUUUUCCUUAUUAUAAAGGCACCAUCGUUGGCAUCAUGAAGGGGUUUCUCGGUCUGAGUGGAGCAAUCUUGAUUCAAAUAUACCGGACAUUUUUGCACAAGAAACCGGCUUCAUUUCUUCUGAUGCUGGCACUGCUACCUACCGUAAACACAUUGUUGCUUAUGUGGUUUGUGAGAAUCCACAACAAGUGCGAAGGAGACGAGAAGAAGCACCUAAAUAGUUUGUCGCUGAUUGCGCUUGUUGUUGCAGCUUAUCUUAUGGGGUUUAUAAUUUUAGAGAACAUCCUUACUUUGCGGUUUGCCAUACGCUUCGUUGCUUUUGUUGCACUUCUGCUACUGCUUGCCUCACCUCUUUGCAUUGCGAUUAGAGCGCAUAAAAGGGAGUCUGAUAGAGUUUCACAGACUUUAUUAGUUGAGGGUGGCCAGUUAACAGAUACCGAGGUCAACUGGCGAGAUAGUGGGAAAAGGAAUGCGCAAGAUCGUAGUUCUGGGUACCGUCAUUUGCCUAGCAAUACUGAUCAAGAGUUGGAUAUUAACGAUGAAAAUACUUUGCAGUUGGGAGAAACUUUUAAUCUACUCCAAGCUAUGUGCACUAUGGACUUCUGGAUUUUGUUCAUUGCCAUGGCAUGUGGAAUGGGAUCGGGACUUGCCACAGUGAAUAACCUCAACCAGAUAGGAAAAUCGCUUGGUUACUCAACCUUUGAAACAGGUAGUUUGAUUUCUUUGUGGAGCAUCUGGAAUUUCGUCGGGCGGUUUGGAGCUGGUUAUGUAUCAGAUUAUUUCCUGCAUGCGAAAGGAUUGGCGAGGCCAUUGUUCAUGGUCAUCACUCUAGCAGGCAUGAGCGUUGGUCACGUAGUGAUUGCUUCCGGUAUGCCUAGCGCUCUUUAUGCUGGAUCCUUACUGGUGGGCGUCUUUUAUGGUUCUCAAUGGUCACUAAUGCCCACAAUCGCUUCUGAGAUAUUCGGCGUGCUACAUAUGGGCACCAUAUUCAACGCCAUUACAAUAGCCGCGCCUGUAGGAUCUUAUAUCUUUUCUGUGAGAGUGAUCGGCCAUUUUUAUGACCAAGAAGCGUCGGGAGCUUGGGAUACAUGCGCCGGAAUUCGCUGCUUUAGGUUAUCAUUCCUUAUUAUGGCAUGUGCUACCGUCUUCGGAUCUCUCACUGCCUGGGCUUUGUUCUUUCGGACACGAAGUUUCUACGGUCGGGUAAUCCGACGACUGCUAUGUUCUGUGCCAAACUAG